Messenger RNA from Astyanax mexicanus (Mexican tetra), 6831 nucleotides. RefSeq names its product syntaxin binding protein 5b (tomosyn) (gene stxbp5b). Gene Ontology annotation, biological process: regulation of exocytosis; regulation of protein secretion. The record is from RefSeq and is a predicted model, not a curated record. Gene Ontology annotation, molecular function: syntaxin binding; myosin II binding; GTPase activator activity. NCBI's taxonomy places the organism in Eukaryota, Metazoa, Chordata, Actinopteri, Characiformes, Acestrorhamphidae. The coding region runs from base 282 to 3914 and encodes 1210 amino acids. Gene Ontology annotation, cellular component: cytoplasm; SNARE complex; plasma membrane. The transcript is spliced from 30 exons.
CUGGCGGAGCGAAGGGAGGGACUUGUACAGCAGGAAUCCGCCUGGAUCGGCCGUGUCAGUGCGACGCUACGGGUGGAAAACGACCGAUAUUUGCUAACGAUUUUGUAGCCCGUGCGUUGCAGUAUGUUAACUUUGGGCUUGGCGGAAGGCUUAAUAACAGCGCCUGACAUGUGAGACACAGGCGCGGGGAAGCGAACGGAAGGAGAGCUGGCCGCCUUCUUCCUCUCCCUGGUUCUCUGUUUGGCGAUUUGCUCGGUGGAUGAAUCCUGUCGGGAGGAAGCAUGAAGAAGUUUAAUAUCAGAAAGGUGCUGGAUGGCUUGACUGCGGUUUCCUCCUCCUCCUCGUCCGCCUCGCCUCAGACGGGGAACAAGGAGAACGACAUUAUUCAGGAGACUCUGCAGUCGGAGCAUUUCCAGCUCUGCAAGACAGUCCGACAUGGUUUCCCUUACCAACCAUCCGCCAUGGCGUUUGACCCUGUGCAAAAAAUACUGGCCAUUGGGACGCAGAGUGGAGCCCUAAGACUCUUUGGCCGAGCAGGAGUGGAGUGCUACUGCCAGCAUGAGUCCGGCUCGGCCGUCAUCCAGCUGCAGUUUCUCAUCAAUGAGGGGGCACUAGUGAGUGUGUUAGCUGAUGACAGCGUACACUUAUGGAAUUUGAGACAAAAGAUUCCCGCUGUUCUACACUCUCUUAAAUUCAGUAGAGAGAGGAUUACGUUUUGCCAUCUGCCCUUCCAGAGUAAGUGGCUGUACAUCGGCACAGAAAGAGGGAACAUUCAUAUUGUUAAUGUGGAGUCCUUUACUCUCUCAGGCUAUGUCAUCAUGUGGAACAAAGCCAUUGAACUCUCUUCAAAAACCCACCCUGGACCUGUGGUACACAUCAGUGAUAACCCUAUGGAUGAGGGCAAGCUUUUAAUUGGUUUUGAAUGUGGUUUCGUCGUUCUGUGGGACCUGAAAUCAAAGAAAGCUGAUUACCGUUACACUUAUGAUGAGGCGAUCCACUCUGUGGCCUGGCACCAUGAGGGGAAACAGUUUGUGUGCAGUCACUCAGAUGGUACACUUACCACAUGGAAUGUACGAUCCCCUGCCAAGCCUGCACAGAUCAUUACACCACAUGGUAAGCAACCCAAGGAUGGUAAAAAGCCUGAACCCUGCAAGCCCAUUCUGAAAGUGGAGUACAAAACAGCCAGGGCAGGGGAAGCUUUCAUGAUAUUGUCUGGAGGUCUUUCGUAUGAUACUGUAGGCCGCAGGGCCUGUCUGACUGUGAUGCAUGGAAAGAGUACUGCAGUGCUGGAGAUGGACUAUCCCAUUGUGGAUUUUCUAGCGCUGUGUGAAACUCCCUAUCCAAAUGAUUUCCAGGAGCCUUAUGCUGUUGUAGUUCUGCUGGAGAAGGAUUUAGUAGUUAUUGACCUUGCACAGCCUGGGUACCCUAGCUUUGAGAGUCCAUAUCCUCUGAGCAUCCACGAAUCCCCUGUGACCUGCUGCGAGUACUUUGCUGACUGCCCUACUGAACUCAUCCCUGCACUUUACUCUGUGGGCUCCAGGCAGAAAAGGCAAGGCUACAGUAAAAAGGAAUGGCCUAUAAGUGGUGGAAACUGGGGUCAGGGUGCACAAAGCUAUCCAGAGAUCAUUAUCACAGGACAUGCUGAUGGCUCAGUCAAGUUUUGGGAUGCUUCUGCAUUAAUGUUACAGGUCCUGUACAAGUUGAAAACUGUAAAAGUAUUUGAAAAAGCUCGCAAUAAGGAAGAGAAGCCCAGCACUGACAUAGUGGAAGAAGACCCUUUUGCUAUUCAGAGCCUGUCCUGGUGCCCUGAGAGCCGAGUGCUAUGUGUGGCUGGGGUCUCUGCUCAUGUCCUUGUUUACUGGUUCAGCAAACAGGAAAUCACCACAGAGGAGGUUCAGCUGUUGGAAGUACGUAUGCAGCCUGAGCUGAAUGAAGUAGACUCUCCAGAUGCAGGAGGAGAACAGGCUUCAGCCGUGUCCACUCCUGGAGCUUCUUCCAGUCCUCAAACCAGUGACCCCCAAAAACAUCCAUCUACCAGCAGCAACAACUCAUCUGAUGGCCUGCGGGAUAAUGUACCCUGUCUGAGAGUUAGAAACACACCACUGAAGCAGUCUCCAGGCUACCAGGUGGAACUGGUCAUUCAGCUGGUGUGGGUCAGCGGGGAGCCGCCACAGCAAAUCACCAGCCUGGCUGUCAACUCCGCAUAUGGCCUAGUGGCUUUCGGUAAUAGUAAUGGGCUGGCAGUUGUGGACUACCUUCAGAAGACCCUGCUGAUCAAUGUGGGCACAGCAGAGCUGUACGGCUCCUCUGAUCCACAUCAGAGACAACCACGCUCACCCCGUAAAGCAAGGCAACCGUCUGGAGACAAUCUGCAAUCGAAGUCUUGCAUGUCCGGCCUCUCUAACUUUUAUUCUGAAUCUGUGAAAAAACUCCGCUCUUCUUAUCUCAGUCUCUGUGAUGUCAAUGAUGGGUCGUUGGGGUCAGAAGACCGGUGUAAGUCACCUACAUCAGGUUCUGGCUCACCUUGCCAUUCAGAUGAUGAAAGCAAACAAAAGUUUCUUGAAAGGGUGAAGUCGAAAAGCAAGCUGAUAUCAAAGAGUGUUGCCAAUGACUUUGCUAAGAUGUCACGGAAAUUUAGCAUGGCUGCUGAUCAGAAACAAGAGGGGAGGCUAUGUCGGCAGCAUUCUCUCCCUAGUCAGAUACUUCAGUGUGGUGUGGAAGUGUCCAGAAGAAAAGCAAGAACUAUCUCCAGGACUCACAUUAUGUCUAAAUCCAAUGCCAGAGACAACUCGUUCAGCCGCUCGCGCAGCUCCAGUGUGACCAGUAUUGACAAGGAGUCACGCGAGGUCAUCUCUUCUUUGCAUUUCUGUGACUGCCUGUCCAGGAAGAGUGAAGUAGCAGCAGUCACCAGCCUGUGGGUGGGCACCUCCCUGGGCACCAUGCUGGCCAUCUCCCUUAAUGUGCCUUCCACCCCAGAGCAGAGGAUGCAGCAGACUGUAGGCAUCUCUUUCUGUGGUUCAGUGGUUCGACUGAAGGGAGGCAUCCAGCGCAUGGCUUUGUUGGAUUCUACUGGUUCUCUCCAGCCUCCUGCUUACGAGGGCUGGUAUGACCCAAACGCCCCUGAGGAGGAGAAGGAGAAGACGAGAAAGCGACGGCCCGCCUCUCCGCCGUCCACUCAGGAAAACCAGGACAGCCACUACGCUGUGAUCUGCUCUGAGAAACAGGCCAAAGUGGUGGCUCUGCCUUCGCAGAACUGUGUGUUUGAACACAACAUCACAGAGAACUCGUUUGUGCUGAGAGCGGACGUGGUGGUCAUGCCUGCUGGCAUCUGCAUCGCCUGCUUUUGUGCCAAUGGUCACAUCAUGACUCUGAGUUUGCCCAGUUUGCGGCCACUGCUGGAUGUAAACUACCUGCCCCUGACAGACAUGCGAAUAGCCAGAACAUUCUGCUUCUCAAACCAGGGCCAGGCUCUGUAUCUCACCUCCCCUACAGAAAUCCAGAGACUGACCUACAGUCAGGAGACCUGUGAUAACUUGCAGGAAAUGCUGGGAGAGCUCUUUACUCCAGUUGAGACUCCAGAGGCUCCCAAUAGAGGCUUCUUUAAGGGUCUUUUUGGAGGUGGGGCCCAGUCGCUGGAUAGAGAGGAUCUCUUCGGUGAGUUGGCAGCAGGUAAGGCAUCACGCAGCCUGGCCCAGCAUAUCCCAGGCCCAGGCAGCAUGGAGGGCAUGAAGGGGGCAGCGUCAGGAGUGGUGGGGGAGCUGGCGCGUGCUCGGAUAGCUCUGGAUGAGAGAGGGCAGAAACUGGGCGAGCUGGAGGAGAGGACAGCAGCCAUGAUGGCCAGUGCAGACUCCUUUUCAAAGCAUGCACAUGAUGUGAUGCUGAAAUACAAGGAUAAGAAGUGGUAUCAGCUCUGAUGGCUGUGCAAGAAGUUGGGGGGCCUUUGCCUUAAGGCAGUAGAUAUACGCCACUUCUCUCCCCCUUCUUUCUCCUGCGUCUGCCAUCCUUGCCCAGUACAACACCACACUGUUACCUCAGUCACCUGACUCAGGCUGAGGGGCAGAAGGGAGACCCAGGAUGGAAGAAGGUGGAGACGGAAAGAACAGUUUCAUAAGGAGCAGACUAUCAGUAACUUGGCAGUGUCUGAGACGUUAAGCUCCACUCCGCUACCGCAAAGAUGUUAUUUUCAGUUACAGGAGAGGAGACUUGAUGCAAACGCUGCCCUCGCAACUCACCCAUCACCUAUGCUGUCAUUUUUCACUGCCAUUCUACUUACAAAAACUUCAAAACAAAGGAUCAUGGUGAUAUUUAUAUACGUUAGUUGAAAGUACAGCUGAGGAAUACAGGAAAUGUCUGCAGCAUUGCCAGGCGUAAUGCUACUGAUAAUCAUUCGCUUGGGCAAGAAUAAAUGGCAUGUCCAGUGACUUAAUUUAUUGAAACCUAGCAUUUUGCAUUCCAUUUUUUUAUGUUUUAAGUAGGCAUGGAGUAAAUGACAGUAUCCUAGAAGAUGUGAUAGGGUCAUUAAAUUAAAUAUCUAAAGGGCUGGUAAUGUGUUGCAAUUGCCAUGAACCAUAUGAUCAUUCUGACCACAUUUAAAUAGUGUCAGUGAAAUCAUGUUUAUCUCCCACUGAUUAGAUUCCAAAAGUCCACAAAAAGCCAAGAUCUCGCACAUUUACACUCCCAAUCUGUUAAUGCAGGCAGGCAGUAUAUAUCCAAAUAGUUAAUAGGGAAAAUGAACUUAGCAUGGUUUACUCAUUUGCUGAAUAUUUGAACAUUUCAGAAUGGUUGCAUAUCAUACACUGGAUAAAUGUAUCUGAUACCUGGAGCAUGUUGGACUAUUCCUAUCCAUGUGAAGAGAAUUAAGAUGUUUGUAGAGUAAGGCAUGACUCUAUGUGCCUUGUGAAAUGGAUAUACUAGACGUGUUCACUUCCAGGGAAGCGUUUGCCAGUUGGUAAACUGAAGAAUGUUCCUAUUUUCUCAUGCUUCAGCUUCUGGGUCAAGUGCUCCCAAAGAGUGUCUCACUGGCCAGCUACAAAAAAGGUCAUCCCUACUGUUAGGCUCCAGUACAGGCCAGGCUCCUUGCUGCAGUCAAAACUCCCUCUUUUUCUGAAAGAAAGAACAUAAAUAUAUAUAUUUAUCUUUUGUCCAAUGUCCAUUUUUCCCCAGAGUUCUUUCUUUGGAAAAAUGCAUGUCUCGUCUGGAGGACUAUAGCCAUCUGUGUGUUUGUCGUUGCGGUGGAAAUGACCAAGCGCCACUAAGUGUUCAGUGCAACUCCAUGCUCUUGGUCAGCAUUCUCUCAGUCUGUACAGGAGAGGGAGAAUUCUCUUUUGCCUUUUGCUUAUCAUGCAAAUAUGCCAACCUCGAACUACAUAUAUAUAUACAUAUAUAUCUGUGUGUUGGUGAACAUACAUAUAUGCAGGAAUAUGUGUAUGCUCACUUAUGGUUAUGGAAAUGCCAUACGUCUUUUUUCAUGUGUGAGGUGCAAGAAAUUGCUGCUAUUUCUGUUCAUUUAGGAGCAUUAUUUUUUGUUCUUUAUUUGUGAAUGAAGAGCAAGGCUUUUAUUUUCUCUUUUCAAACUGCUGCCAAAUGUUGUAAAUAGUUGGACUUCUGAAGACAAAUUUGAGAGAGGUGGCAUGAUGGAAUAGGCUGGGGAUGGAUGCAAUGUUCUUGUCUGACACCAAAGAGUUUCGAUUGUCGUUCUCGUGUCCAGAAUGCGAGGGUUUAACCUGCUGUUUAGCUGUUCUGCUGUAACUGAGAAACUGGUGUCAAGACCUCCCUAGAAAUGCAGUGAGCCACUCCUUUGCUUGCCGUGACGUUUGUGUAAAUAUCUACCAAAAUAGAGAAUUUUCAACAAUGACCGAACUGAAAAAUGAAUUACGCUACUGUGCUUCAUAUUCUUCUUUUUUUGUAUAAGCAAUUGUGUGGUUUUGCACUAUAUGUUUUGUAUUAUAAUGACAUGAAAGUCAUUUUAUUGAUAUUUUUGUAGUUUGUAUUGUAACUAUUUUUUGGCAUUUGUUUCUUUCAGAAGGACCAAAAAAUGAGAAUGCAAGAUGUAGAAAUGUGGUGAUGGCAAGCUUCAGGAGUGUCUUUUACUCUCAGAUCUGUCUUCAUUGUCAGUUUAAUGAUAUUAUAUUUAUAUAUUUGGAAAAUAUAUAUAUACUUUUAAUUUCAGAUAUUUACAGAUGAAUACUUUUAGUAUAUUAUUUAAAAAGAGAAUGGUGCAUUUUACGAUGAUGAAUUAGUUGUAUAUAUUCUCUGUAAAUCAAAUAUAACAUUUGAAACGCCUUGGAUGGUGGGCUAACAGCAUGGUCAUGAGUUGAAGGAGGAGCUGCUGCGGUCUAAGGAAGUGUCUCUGGCCAUCUCUGUAUACUGUGUGUCCUACAAGUUUCUUGCACAAAAGAGGCAGCAUGAUAUUUAGUGUUUACAAACUUGAAAUGUCCAUUUAUGUAUACCCUUUAUAGGAAGAGUCUAAUUUUGGAAUCUGCCAGAAAAAUGUUUGAUGAGAACAAAAUCAUGUAUCUUUUUUAUUUUCUCAGUAGGAUAUGAAGGAGCAUAUUUAUUUCAUCUGCAUUGUUGCGGUUUGAAUCGGUCGGUGUGAGCAUACCUAGCCAACGGAUCUCCUUAAAGCCCAUACUGUUCUGUUCCUUGGGUGGGUCUCUUUUCUGUAACAUUCUCAUUAUAGCCAAGUUAUUGUACAGUUUUAUUAAGCAAAAUUUCACAUGGUUGUUUGUCUUAAUAUGCUGCCACCUACAAUUUAGGAAACAUGUUAAUAAACCUAAAUGUGCAAUGGAAAAAUAAAUGUAAAGCAAAGGUCAUUUUUGCUAAUGGUUUUAA